This is a messenger RNA of Pocillopora meandrina, 5231 nucleotides long. Lineage: Eukaryota; Metazoa; Cnidaria; Anthozoa; Scleractinia; Pocilloporidae. The record is from the annotation of a GenBank genome assembly.
AUGUCACAGUUGAAUGUGGAACAUUGGGACAGCAGAAGAUAUGGUCCAUUGAAUGAGAGAAAUAUGGGAAACAAGCUCAAGUCACAGGGGUAUUCAUUUACAAAAUAUGUUUUUGCUCCUGGUACUGACUUUCCCGAUCAUACUCACGCAAUGUCCAAAAAAGACUCCAUUGUCUCUGGACAAUUCAGGUUUGCCAUGUGUGGCCAAGAAGUAAUUUUACAGCCUGGAGACAUGAUUGUUGUACCAGCUGGUACUGUUCACAAUGCCUCUGUGGUUGGAGAUGAGUCAGUGAUUUUCUUUGAUGCCUCCAAAUAAAGAUAAUAUGAAAUAAUAAAUAAUAUGAUAUGGACUGCAUGUGGUUUAUGCAGCUGUACAGAGGCUGUUGUAUUGUAAUUCAACUAUGUCCAAAUCAGUUAAUGACUCUAAUGUAUAUAGGAUGUAUUUUUCAGGAGUAUGAAACUCUAGUGGUAAAUCAUCAUCUUCAUCAUUAUGUGCUAUAAAGGAGUAAGAUCUCAGUGUAAGGUAAUCAUCCCUGUUUCUUUCAAAUUGACAGAAGAGGUGAUACAUAAACUCAGCUAAUUUUGAACACAAAUUUUUUAUUAAUUAUUAUUAUUCUAAAAUGAACUAUUGUAAUAAAUUUUGAAAGGCGGAUGUUUCUUGUCAGCCCCUUGUCAGGGCCAAAAUGAAGAUGAAUAAAGAUAAUUUUAACCUUUAUUGACCUUGCUUCCACUUAUUAAUGAUAAAUCACUAACUUGAUGUUUUAUGUGCUCAUUAGUCUAUGAUAAUAAAGUUUUUUUUAGAAAUCAAUUGAAGGUUUAAGGUGAAACAGCACAUACUUCUGUUGUAUCAUGAAUAUGGAAAGAACUGCCAGAAAUAGCCUGAUAUUUCAAAAGUUGUAUGUCAGUAAAUAUCACCUCAUACUAAAAUUAAAACAACAAUUUGUGACCAAAUCAUCCAAGUCUUGCUUACAGCUGAACUAGUAUUCAGCAGCACCACAUCAAAUGGUCAACCUGUAUUGAGUGAUCUGUUGUCAAAGUCCUGAAUUUGUUUCCUUUUAAUCACUGUUAUUUUUACCUCUUAUAAGCAGUCACUUCUAUUGAAAAGACGCUCAGUGAUGAUAUUUUUCAGAAAUUACAUCGACUCCUUAUAAAUAAAAUCCCCACCCCCACUCCCAGAAAUUUUUUUAUCUUUGACCCACUCCACCGACCCACAUCCUAAUGAACUCGUAGCCAGUCUUCCUCGCCCAUAAUAGCAAGCACGAGUUCGGUGGCCAUGUGCGUUGGAGACCCAGUGAAAGCUAUGUUCCGUUAUGUUCCGUCCUUUUCUGGCGUUGUGUGAGUUAAACGUGGACCAUAUUGAGCAGCAUGCAAGGUUUGACUAUCGAAUAUUUCUUUCGUUAAACAGGUCUAAUUUUUUUUUAUAAAAGAGAUCGUUUGGGACACUUUCAAAUGCCUUGAAAUCCGCAAAGGACUUGAAGGAGUUCUUAAAUGACCUUUUGAAUCAAUUGAAGAUGUUAAUUCACUCUUGGCUGAGGCACACUUAAUUUUAAAUCAAACAAUGAGAUGAUUUGUUCUCGUGUGAGUUCUAGAUUUAGUGUUAUUUGGAGCGAAUGCCUCGUGUUCAUUUCUCUAAUUUCUCAGGGUAUUCCACGUGUAUUCGGGACAUCCCGCAAAAUCCAUGUGGUUACGUGAUGGUGGGAGCCAAAUGAGUUGAAAAUUUUAUAUUUUGUGUCGAGAUCCGGUGAAAAAUUUAUCUACACAUUACAGAACAGUUUGCUAUUAGUUUGUUCUUCCUUUGAUGUGCUUGUAGCAAGUUUCUUGUGUGCAUGUGUAUUGGCAUAAAUGCUAUCCCUCUGCAAUCCUUUUGUCCUCUGUGAUGCUGUGAUCGACGAAAAGCUUGGAGACUCAUUUUAAAUUUUUAAAGUAGCUGUUAUACCGUUAUAUUAAAGUGUAAGCUUUUCCUUCUGCUCCCUUUAGUUUUCCUUUGGUAUUUAAUGGGACAAUUUGUCUAAUGGUCAUGAGCUUCUUGGGUUUGUGAUCAUUCCCUUCAUUCUCAUGACAUUAAUGUUUGAUUCAGGAGUGAUACUGUUGAGAGAAGUUAGGUGCCUAUCACUCUUAGGGGUUAAAGGAUUAGUAAAGCCUUCACUGGAAGCUUUCCCCUUGGUUUGCAGAUUUCUAUUAAGUAAUACAUUGGAUAUCUAAUAAAACACAUGAGCAUAUGCUCAAAGAGACAGGAAAUACUAAACAGUGGUUGUAUCAACAAGUUAGCUCUACCUGUUUCAUACUUAACUAACAGGUACUGGUGGAAAACUAUGUGUAUCAGUGAAACCCAUAGAGAUGUCUUGAAAUAUGCUAUAAAGGUGGUGAAAAAUGCUUUAUUUAUCCUACAAAUAAGGCUGGAACUUUCGCCUAUGCUACAUGAGCUUUGAUGCCAUGGUCUGUAGAUCAAUCAAAACUCAUAAAUUGUAUUUAACUGUGGCUAGUUCUUUUGGUAGUGGAACUUCUAAUUCUUAGCUAAAAUCAAUUUUUUUCUUUGUGAUCCCGUUUAUUACUUUGAAUUAAAAUGAAAUUUUGCACCAAGUGAUGAGUUUGAAUCGCUACAUUGACAAACCGUGAAAACUAUGUCAAACACUCUAAUUUUUUACUGAUGGUGCACAGCAGUAAUUUAUGUAGUUACAGCAUGAUAUUAGCUUCUAUUUGAUCUUCACUAUUGUUAUCUUAAUACAGGUGCACUGUGCAUCAAGGAUUUGAGUGGAGGAUAACACUUGGUAUGUAACAUGACAACCAUUGAUUUGUCCAUGAAAGAUACAUUGGAUCAAUAUCAGUAUCUGGGCAACUGCCCACCUACCCCUCCCCUAACCCAACAUUAACCUUAACUUGUUGUCAAUUGACUGUUGUUGAGUUAGGGGAGGGGUAGGUGGGCAGUUGCCCAGAUACUGAUAUUGAUCCGAUACAUUCUCCUUUUGAAGUGUUUGAAGGAAUUAUUUCUCAUUAUGCAUUGCAUAUUUUUCUUACCUGGAUGCAAGCAUGAACAUGGAAAGCCACCAUGGGGAAAAAAGAGGCAGAGAUCUUUUGCAACAUUUUUUUUCUCAGAUUUGGAUGUCUGUCAUAAAUUUAAGAUGUUUUUCCAAGACAAGAAUUUGUCUUCCCAAGCAGACAGUUGAAUUUUUUCUUGAAUCAAGAAUUUUGCUUUGGUUCAUCGUGGCUAUGCAUUUAUAGCUGAAAAUUCCCAUCUGCUUUUGUCUAUUAAUGCUUUGGCGUAACUGUCAGGGAUAAUUUUGACCAGGAGUAACUUGUUGUUUGCUACAUAAUGGGCUUCUGUUUACCCUUUAACUUUUAAGAUUUGAUUCUCAAAUUCCCAUCUAGCCACUACAUGUUUCCAUGUAAAUUAUUCUCAAGAAUAUGGUAUUACAGUAGAUCAAGAUAACAACUCCUACCAAAUAAGUUUGAGUAUUCUCAUUAGUGUGCAAUAUAUGGAUAUUCUGGGGAGAAGUAACAUGUUAAUCACUUUUGAGAGUUAAACUUUUAACUCCUAGAAGUGAUUAACAUGAAACUUCUCUCUAUAAUAUCUAUACAUUAUCAAGCAAAGGGCAAAUGAGAAUACCCAAACCUAUUAGGUAGAAGUUAUUAUCUCAAUCUAAUACCAAAUUCGCCUAACUUAUUUGCCAGGAAUUGUCUAAAAGCUGGACGGGAAACUUAACAAUCAGAUCAUGGGAGUUAAAGGGUUAAAAGGUUGAAGAGUGAAUUUAAUCUGGCCUUAUGAUUAGAAGUUCAUGCACCACUCAGAAAUUACUUUGGUGACAACAUCAGUAUGAGGGCCAGGGAGGAAGCAUUUUAAUCAUACCUGCCAACACGUCUGGGUUUUCACCAAAAUGGCUGGCAGAUAAUUAUAUAAAUCUUAUAUGAAGUGGUUGUUUUGUUUAAAAUAGCUUUCAAUGUUUCUACUUUUCCUUCUGUGUGUUAUUCCACUCAUGCCCAGAAGCCAAGAAAUAUCUGAGGAGACCUAACAAAUAACUGAUGUAGAGGACAAGUUAUCAAGAGAAAUUAGAAGACCCUGGCUGACAGGGUCAAACAAGCAAAGGUCAAGGCUGCAAGGUUAUAAAGGCAUUUGACAAUGAUUUGAACCAGGUAAGGUAAGAGAGCAAAAGAAACCUGAGGCCAGAAAGGUUUACUCAGUGGAAAAAAAUUUUAGCCUUUAUGUGCUGCGUGCAUAAUGACAUGUACUGUCUGUUGUCUGGUUACAGGCUCCAAAACUGUCAUAGGGAAACAAGAUAUAAUUAUUCCUUGAUUCUUGUGGUUCAUGUAUCAAGUGAUGAAAAUAACCAAAUCUUGAGCCCUUUGUUAAGGGUGCUAAUGAAGUUUUUUCCGCUUAUUAUCUGAUGAUACAUGCACAAUUUUGAUAUCUCUGUUUUUACCUAGAGUCAUAGAGAAAGUAGAUAUCAAGCUUGAUUAUUAAUUAAACAGACAGGAAGUGGCUUAAUAGUUAAUGCACUCUGGACUCUUGGUCCACAGAUCUGGUUUUGAGACCCUGCAUACUCAUUGUGUUUUGUUCUUGGGCAAAAAACUUUUUUCUCUGUACUUCUCCUGUACUGGGAGUGUGAAUGGGUACCAGAGAACUGCAGGGGUGGAGGGGAGAGGAGGGGUUGGCAUAGACUGGCAUCUCUUCUAGGGUUUGUAGCACUACCUACAUAUUGUUGAUUCGUGCUUCAAAAACAGGGGUAAGCUAGGCUGGAUAAGCUUCUUGACUCUGGUGAUGAUGUCGAAAUGUCAAAAUGUCAGUGACCACCACUCAGUUUUUUUUGCAGGACUGUUUUCAAUGAGAUGAUCAGACCACUGAUUUAAUAAGAGUGUAUAAAACUUGAAACUUGUUAGGUUUCACCCCAGAGGGAAUCCUCAUAGAAGCCACACAAUUUACUUUUUGCCAUGCAGGAGACCAAAGUUUGUCAUCUUUCUUAAUUCUAAGCAUACAAGUACUUUUAGGAACUUGGUCAGUCCUUCCAUUUGUCUGUUGUUUCUCUUAAUUAAGAAGGCAAGAUUUGUAUCAACCAUUGAGAAGUUGAUGAGAAUCUCAUUGUGAUAGUAUUACCAAUUAGGGAAUGAACUUGUGUUUUAGUAGACUGCAGUUUUCAUUUAUCGCCAUUUUCUGAUUUAUAGAUCAUCUGCAGCUUACUUACCAAGAAGUGAUGUGUGAAGGAAAUCCUCUGUUGAAAGAAUGAGCUUUUCAGGAAAAGA